AUGAGCCCCACUCGUCAUAUGCUCAAUUCCAUCAGUGCAGUGAAUCUCAUCCGGAUCCUCCUGGGUGUGGCAGUCCUGCUUUUCCUUAUGUUUCUGCUACUUGAGGCUCAUCUCUGCCAGGAAAGAAGUGCGCUCUCCACUCGGGCUUGGGGUCCCUGGCUCUGGGACACGCUCUCACACAAUGCCCUGUUGUGGCAGCUGGUCUGCAGCGGCAUGGUGGACAAGGACAAGGUGAAGCUGGAUUACAUUUUGGGCCUAAAGAUAGAGGAUUUCUUGGCUCCCCUGCAGAUGCAGGUCUUCAAGUUGGGCUUGGCCAAGUCCAUCCACCAUGCUCGUGUGCUCAUCCGCCAGCGCCACAUCAGGGUCCACAAGCAGGUAGUGAACAUUCCCUUAUUUAUUGUCUACCUGGACUCACAGAAGCACAUUGACUUCUUGCUUUGCUCCCCAUAUGGGGGUGGACUCUUGGGUCUGGUAAAGAGGAAGAAUGCCAAGAAGGGACAGGGAAGGGCUUGUGCUGUCGAUGAGGAGGAGUAA
This is a messenger RNA of Suncus etruscus (white-toothed pygmy shrew), 534 nucleotides long. Its product is annotated as 40S ribosomal protein S9-like. Gene Ontology annotation, biological process: translation; positive regulation of translational fidelity. The record is from RefSeq and is a predicted model, not a curated record. Gene Ontology annotation, cellular component: cytosolic small ribosomal subunit. Gene Ontology annotation, molecular function: rRNA binding; structural constituent of ribosome. Lineage: Eukaryota; Metazoa; Chordata; Mammalia; Eulipotyphla; Soricidae.